Epinephelus moara (kelp grouper) is the source of this 12033-nucleotide messenger RNA. Its product is annotated as neuron navigator 1-like. The record is from RefSeq and is a predicted model, not a curated record. Gene Ontology annotation, cellular component: microtubule cytoskeleton; axon initial segment. Gene Ontology annotation, biological process: neuron migration; nervous system development; neurogenesis. Gene Ontology annotation, molecular function: ATP hydrolysis activity. NCBI's taxonomy places the organism in Eukaryota, Metazoa, Chordata, Actinopteri, Perciformes, Serranidae. The transcript has 34 exons. Bases 2647 to 9507 code for a protein of 2286 amino acids.
AAGGUAAUGUCAGAAACACUCCACUUUAGGGUAUCAACGUCAUAUCCUUCAGUUAACCACAGUUGGUGUACGGCUCAAGUUAAAGCUAGCUAGCUAAAGCUUUAGCCCCAUUUUGGACCUCAGCAGGGAGUGGGGGGAAUAUUUUAUUUUUAUCCGUUAAUGUAUCUUGCAACAGGUUACGUUUUUAGAAGCAUUUCAUGAACUUAAAGGUGUCUACUUGCUGUCUAGUGUGGUAAAAUAUUCGCCUGGGCAAAAUAAAUGUUGAAAUAGGCUAUGUUAUUUUCGUGUAGCUCCGCCCUCUGUACGCUGGAACGUAACCAACAUGCACGUGCCGCUACGUGCCUUGGCGGAAGUAACUAAACUUAACUAAACUAAAAUAAUAAUUAUUUUUAUUUUAUUGUAUUUAUUUUUUUUUUUACUUUUAUUUAGUUUUUACCUAUUUAAAAAUGUAAUGAAACUGAAGUAAAAUAAAAUAAUAUUUAUAAUGUAAACUAAAAAAUAAAAACAAUAAUAAUAGUUUAUGUAAUUCAUUCCUUUAAUUUAUUUUUUGUAUAUUAAUAAUAUAAAACGAAAUAAAAAUGAUUAUUAUUUUAUUUUUGUAUGCAUGGUCUAUUCAGAAUAUCAAUAUUUAUUGUCAAAAUAUGCUUGAGUUAAUAAUGUUCGUUGGGUAAAAUAAAAAAUACAAGCAUAAAAAUAAAAAAAGGUGAUCUUGUCUUUGAAGUGGUGGCUUCAACACUAUGUUACUCUCUUCCUAUAGGUAUCAUCUAGACCUGCAACUGACUAUUAGCCUGUUUUUAUUAUUGCUUCACUAGUCGUAUCAUUUUCUAGAUUAAUCGUUUUGUCUGUCCUGUGUAAUUUCUCAGAGCCCAAGUCACAUCUUCAAAUUUUAGCCUAUAUUUUAUUGAACCAAAAGUCCAAAAAACUAAAGCUAUUCAGUUUAUUAUAUGGACCAAGUCUUCUGACCACUCAAAGUGCUUUUUACACUAUGAGUCACAUUCACCCAGUGACACACUGGUGGCCAAGGCUACUAUUGAAGGUGCCACCUGCUACUUAGAUGUGCGGACUGGAGGAGCCGGGGAUCGAACCACUGAUCUUGCGAUAAGUGGACAAUCUGCUCUACCUUCUGAGCCACAGUCACUGUUAUUAUUAUCAUGUAUAACGAAGAAAAGCCUGAAAUUCUCAAAUUUGAGAAGCAUGACACUAGCAAAUAUUUGGCUUUUCACCUAAAAAAUGAAUGAAAUAAUUUUUCAAUGAUCAGAAUAGUUGACAAUUUUCUGUCGAUCGACUAAUUGAUAAAUCGACUAUUCUUUGCAGGUGUGCUCUCAAGUGAGCCAGAAUCUACAGUUCUAAAUCCUUGAACUAGCUCAGUUAAGUUGAGCACAGCCAUCAUUAAUGUUGUCAGUUGCAGCUGUGUUUCUCCUGCUUCCUCCUCUUGUAUUGUUCUUUUGCCUAAGACUUUUCACUUUGGGAGCGCUGUACCGAAUCACAGAGUAAUGUACAACUCCAGUUCCGUGGUCACAAAUUCAGUGGAUAUGGAGGAGCUGUCUCACAGAAGACUUUGAAUUGUCAAAGCAGUAAAGCAAAUGUGUAAAGAUAGCUCCAUGAAGCCAUAUCAGGGAGUGAGUGUGCAUAAUAUCAGAGCCCUGGAACUAGCUCCCCUAAAUGGAAUGCGGCCAUCAUUAAUGUUUUCCUGCUAAGUCAAAAUGUCUGCCAUGAAAUGGCUUUAUUGACCACUCAGUGAGGUGUGAUAAACAUGCAUGUGUAUAUUUGUCUUUUGAGAUAUCAUAACAGCCCAAUUUUGGGACAUUUUAACUUUUAUGUGUACAUGAACCAGGUUAGUUUGCAAAAGAGAGUCACAAAGCUUGGACAGAAGCUAUGUGUUGCGGUGUUUGCUUUUUUCCUUUGAUGUAAAAUUAGAAUAAGUCAACAUAUGAAAAAACAGAACUUGAAAUGAAUAAACACCCUGCACAAAUGCUAAACAAAAUAUUAGUUUGUGUAGGGCUGAGCUAGUUUUCUCAAUUCAAUAUAUCCAGAAUCAUUAAUGGAAAAGUUUUUAAUCUAAACAAGCUUUGAGCGAUUUUGUUUUUCCUGACUGUAUUAUCCUUGUGCGCUUGAGUAUAUCUUUAUGUAUUAGGGAGCCCUCUGCUGUAUGCUUGUGUUCAUUACAACUUAGUCACCCACUCAGACCACUGGUUCAGGAAGAGCAGUCUUGUUCUCAGUCACACUGUGUAUGUUGCGUGAGCAGUGUAUGAUGCAUCAUAUAUCACAUCUCUUUCAGACAAAUGCAGCCUGAAUGGAUCAACACGGGUCAUCCUGCCUGUCUUCACCACUCUGGACCAGCAUUGAAAACAGCAAAUUUGGAGGCAAGACAAUCAAAGAGGAGCAGAAAAAGAUGUCGUGAUGUGACGAUGACUCCAACUCCCAGCUGCAGGAUGCACAAAACAAGUAAACAGAAGCUUCCUGUCUCGUUGAAUGGUGAGGCGCGGCUAACCAAUGGGAGGACAGCGGUGAGGAUGCAACUGUGAUCCAGGAAAAAACAGCCCAUUGUUCCCGGGACGUCGGAGAAGUGUGACCACCGUUCUGCCGGCUCUGGCUGCUCGGCCUAACGGCACACUGAAGGACGCGGCACUCCACUGACAGGUCAGUAUGAGUGGGGGUGUCAAUGUAAAGUCGGCCCCCAGGGCUCCUCCCUCAUCAGGAAUCCCCCUCCCACACAGCCUGUUGCCCUCCUCCCCCAAAGCAGACCCCCGCCGCCGGGCUAGUGAACUACCCAGGCCCUCAACACAGACCCCUAAACACACACCCACACACACUCCCACACACACACCCAGGCACUCUCCUUUACUUUGCCCACGGGGCUCCAGCAUCCCUGGGCCUUCCUCCAGGGACCCGAAGAGAGACGUCGGCCUGAAAAGCCAGCUCUUCCACCGGACGGGAGCUCUCCCAGCUCCCCAGGUGUCACGCUCUGCCUACAGCAGCCCUUUAACCCAGCGUAGGGUGCCAUCGCCACACUCCAAAGACACACUGGAUCUAGGAAAACCCACCUCGCCUCUCAUCCCCUCACUGUUUCCACAUGACAGCAAUCGCAACAGAAACACUCUCACCAACAAGAACCAAACAUGGGGAGCCAACAACCUGCGUCCACCGCUACAGUUCAGAGGAGGAGACAACUCCAACACUGUAUCCCAGGCAACGAGUGAGGUCGUGCCACAAAGAGAGGAAGAGCCUCCAGAAAACCACCCAGCCCAGACCACUAUGUCAAACAACGGUAACCUCCGCUCCUGUCUUCCGCAAACAAGCUAUGAGCAGGCCAUCAGAGCUCGCAGUGACUCCACCAGCCAAUCAGACGAGGAGAUGGGGACUCCUGAGGACAGCAGUCCAGCCUGCUCGCCCUGUCCCCUGCCGCUGCCACCGCUCACAUUUACCAUGCCAGUAAUGUCCAAGGUGGCUGUCGAUACGCUGGAUCAAAGCCUAGACGAGGAGGCAGCGUCUACGGAGGCACACACACCCAGAGUCAACAUGGCCACUGUGGCUCCCUUCAGCUACAGGCUGCAUGCUCAGGACAGCGAAUUUUCAGUGGACGAACUCAGUGACUGCUCAUCUGGAUCCAUAGAAGUCUGCUGUGACGACCUAACGCUAGGAGGGAUGCUGGAGGCUAAUGUGGCUAACAUUAGCAUGACGGCCAAGCCCAGAGAACUGGACCUGAGGUCUGCUGCUGUCUCCUGCCAGGAAACUUCAGCCCAGGCCAUGGCCUCUAGGAAGCCCCCGGCCAAGCCCUCCGCUCUGCCCCAGGGACCGUCACGUCCCUCCGGGUCAGAGCUCAAGGUCUACCGGCCCUCCUCUGGAUCUAUCCCUAUCCCAAUCCCCAAUCCGUCCAGGCUACGCAAGCAACGAUCACUAAACAACUUGUGUGUGCUCACUGAUGCUGAGAAGAAGCUGCACCUGUACCAGUCUCCCCGCUGGAGUGACGAUACGAGCCGGCCUGGCACUGGCACCAACAAGCCGGGCCAGACUAAGGCAGGACAGGCUGGGGGUGGGAGACCACCACUUUCACGGACCCUAUCAAAGUCCGAACAGUCUCUUUUCCAGGGGAAGCCCAAACCUUUCUGCUCCCCGUCCGCGACUUCAAACGGGGGCAAGCCGAGUCGAAUCCCAGCCCCUGGUAAACCACGGGGACCUUAUGCCGAGGUCAAGCCCAUCAGCAAGGCCUCUGAGGCAGGCCAGAGUGUAGACACAGACCCUGCAGACCCCCCAACUAAGGCUAACUCCAAUGGAGCUGGGAAUACUGGGACUAAUGGUAAGAAACUAGGGGAGAAGGUGAGAUCUGCAGCCCUGUCAACAGAGGAGAAGAAAGAGAGGAAGGGGGUAGAAGGAGAAGACGAUAAGAGCUUCCUGAAGGUGGAUCCAGAGUUGGUGGUGACGGUUCUGGGAGACCUGGAGCAGCUGCUCUUCAGCCAAAUGCUCGACCCGGAGUCCCAAAGGAAGAGGACUGUGCAAAAUGUUCUGGACCUUCGACAGAACCUGGAGGAGACCAUGACCAGCCUGAGAGGGGUGCAGCUCAGCCACAGCUGUGUGGAGGGGAACGUGUGCUACGACAGCGAUGAAGCCGCUGCGUUCUCAAUUUCCAGCCUGUCAAAUCGCUCCUCUCCGUUGUCAUGGCGCCAGGGUCAGGCCAGCCCCCGUCUGCAGGCUGGCGAAGCUCCGUCCACAGGUAACACCCAGUCGGACGUCCCACUCCGGAUCAGCCACACGGCUCGUAUCCAACUCAUCGAGGCGCUGGACGACUCAGACCCGUCCCUUCUGAAGGGAGAUUACCUCAGCAACAGCGACCUCAGCAGAAAGAGCCCGAUCGAGGAUGAUGAAGAUGAUGAUGAUAUUGACGAUCUGGGGAAUGGUUGGGACGAGAGCAGUUCCAUCAGCAGCGGUUUGAGCGACGGCUCAGACAACCUCAGCUCUGAAGAGUUCAACACCAGUCCCACACUCAACUCUCUGCCCACCACUCCCAUCGGCUCCCGCAGAAACUCGGCCAUAGUGAUGCGGACAGAUGCAGAGAAGAGAUCUCUGGUGGAGAGCGGUCUGUCCUGGGACUCUGAUGAUACCAAACCCAGCCGCAAGAGCCAGGGCGGCGGCGUCUACGAUACAGGAAGUCUCAAGUCCGAAUCGGCCAAUAAAUGGAAAAAGACGCGGACACAGGGGGAGGGGCUGGAAGGAGGGAAGGGCGAACUGAAGAAACCUCAGACCUUGGGUCAAGGAAAUGUGUUGAAGAAAGGACGAAACCCACCUGUGGGAGUCACCUCUCCAAUCACACACACCUCUCAGAGUGGGCUGAAAGUGGCAGGUACAGUCAAGUCAGAUGGGAAGCCAAUGGAUAAGUCCCGGCUAGCAGUGAAGACCGCUGGCCUUCAGCGCUCUUCUUCUGAUGCUGGUAAAGACCACAGAAAUGGCACCGGUGCUGGUGAGCAACGUAAACCUCCGUCCGGCCUCGUCAGGCCCUCAACUGGUGGAAACUUUGGCUUCAAGAAGCCUGCAACUGCCACCAAUAAUGGCACAAACAAUCCCAGUAUGCCCUGUGGCUCUACAACUGUGGGGAAGAUUCCCAAAUCGUCGGGUAUUCCUGUCAAACCAGGGGCUGGUGGAGGUGGUGGUGGUGGAGGAGGACGUAAGACAAGUCUAGAUGUUUCAAGCAGCGACCAGAGUGGUUUUCUAUCUCCGAAUGCCAGGACAUCUCUCCAGUACCGCUCUCUGCCUCGCCCAGCAAAGACAAGCACCCUGACUCUAACUCGGCCAAGCUCAGCUCGCCCAGUGAGCACUACGAUGGACACCAGCUCUGGGCUGAUCAAACCGGCCCAGGGCUCCAGGCUCAAAGAGCCCGCCUCAGGGCUCAGCUCUGGGUUGAGUAAAGCAGGUGGUCGUGGGAUCCCGAGUCCCAGUCCUGUCAAUCAGACAGACAGAGAGAAAGAGAAAGAGAGGGCCAAAGCUAAAGCUGUGGUAUCUGACUCUGAGUGUGGAGGUGGGUCUCUGAAGGGCAGCCCUGCUCAGACGCCCUCAGAGAACGGAGGGAAGCUGCAGGGCCUGAGACCUCCCAGCAGUGGUAAGGGCAUGGAUCUGCCCUCACCCAACACACACAGGCUAUCUGGGAUACGCAGCCUGGCAAAGCCUCCAUCUAUGGCCCACCUUGACAAGCUGAACUCAAACAGCCUAGACGUGGGGGUUCAGGACUCCCUGCCACCCAAAAUUCCUCCAUACUCCAAACUCCAGGACCUGGCCAGCUCAGCAGGCAGCUCCCCUGGCCCCUGUCUGACCCCCAGCCCUGCCCCGCUACUCAAUGUGAACUCCUCAGCCUGCUUCUCAAACUCAGGGACUGGCUUGGGGCCCAGGCAGGUCUCUUCUCUCGGGGUUCAAGGGAGCGGAGGGAGCACCUCACCCCUGCUCUACCCUCGUCUGUCUGGGCUGCAUCGCAGCAUGGAGUCGCUGCCGCUCCAGAUGAGUCUGGCCCCAGAGCCCCAGGGGAUGGAGAAGGAGAAGGAGAGGGAGACUUUAGUGAGAGGCUACACCACCUUGGAAUCCCGACACAAAGAUAGACAGGAAGAUAGAGGCCCUCCUGCCAGCUGGAGCUCUGGAAGUAAAGUCUCGAUGUCUCUCACGGACAGCUCUCAGAGAGACAGAAACACACUGCCAAAGAAAGGUUUAAGUUUCAGCGGUGCCUCUCAGGUUGAGGAGGAAGGGAAGGAGAAAGGAGAGAGGAGACACUCUCAUACCAUUCUCAGUAUGACGGACUCGCUCACUCUUCCACUGCUGUCCUCACCCACCUCCCUGCCCCGCACCUCUAAGAACAGUAUGGUACCCAGCCCUGUCGGUGGACCUCCGAGGAUGACUCGAUCCAACAGCAUCCCAACGCACGAUGCCUCUCUGGAGCUGUACGGAGCGUCUCCGCUGGGCAGCACACUGUCGCUGGCUGAACGCCCCCGCAGCAUGGGAAUGGUUCGCUCCGGAUCCUUCAGGGACAAGGAGCAAGACGAGGUUCAUGGGUCGGUACUCUCCCUGGCGUCCAACGCCUCGUCUAGCUACUCCUCGGUGAGUGUGGGCAGCAUGCAGACUCAGGCUGAGGAAAGGAUUCAGGGAGAGCAAAUCCGUAAGCUGAGGAGGGAGCUGGAAUCGUCACAGGAGAAGGUGUCUAACCUGACGACACAGCUGACAGCAAACCAGGCAAAUCUGGUGGCAGCCUUUGAGCAAAGUCUGCAGCUGAUGACGACGCGGCUGCAGAGUCUGUCAAUAAGCCACGAACAGAAGGACUCAGAGCUGGUGGAGCUGAGGGAGACCAUCGAGGCUCUGAAGCUCAAGAAUGAAGAAGCCCAGGCUGUCAUACAAGGAGCCUUAAACACCCCAGAUAAUAUGAAAGACAUGCGCAUUCGACGUCAGAACUCAUGUGAGAGCAUCUCCAGUCUCAACAGCCUGACCAGCAUGUCGAGCGUGGGCAGCUUGAAGGACCAAGAUGCCAAGAAGAAGAAGAAAAAGAGCUGGCUGAGGAGCUCCUUCAACAAAGCAUUCAGCAUUAAGAAAGGCUCCAAAACAUACUCAGACAUCGAGGAGAUCGCCACCCCCGACUCCUCGGCUCCCAACUCCCCAAAGAUGCUCCAUGAAGGAGGAGAUGACGGUGAAAACCAGCCUUCAUCCCUCAAAACCUCGGCCUCUGCCACCUCUUCUGUGAUCAUGGAGACUACAGAAGAGGGUGACAAUGAGGAAACUGCGGUAUCAGACCUGCGCUCAGAACUCUGGGUGAAAGAGAGAGAACUGACAGACAUCCGACUGGAGGCCUUAAGCUCUGCACAUCAGCUGGAGCAGCUCCGAGAAGCCAUGAACAGCAUGCAGUCAACGGUGGAGAACCUGAAGGCGGAGAAUGACCAUUUAAAAACAGGCUCCGGUCCGACCUCUUCCACUUCCCAGCCUUCAGGCCUGGCCUCUCUCCUGGGGCCCUCACUUAGGCAGCCGAUGAGCAUGUCCCUCACCAAGUCCUUCAGCCUCAGUCUGAAUGAUUGUAAAGAUCCAGACGCGUCUUCAGUUGACUCGUUAAGUGUGUCUUCCCAGCGGGAUGAGGUGUGCGCACGAGUGCUUGUCCGCAUUUCAGAUCAAGCAGAGGACAGUAAGCAGCAGCAGGAGUUCUACCUUGGCUCGGUGCUGGUCGGUGCGAGAACCGACUGGUCCUGUCUCGACUCUCUCAUAGCCAAGACCUUCAAGGACUACCUUACGCAAGUGGACCCGACUGCCAGCCUGGGUCUGUCCUGUGAUUCGCUGCACAUGUACCAGCUGACCCAGGGAGUGCAGAGGGUGAUAGGAGGGGAAAAACCUCAAGCCUCACCUUAUCGCUGCCUCAGCAAUGGUUCAGCGCAAAUACUUGUCACUUUGAAAGGUCUCAGAGAAAAAUGUGUUGACUCACUGGUGUUUGAGACUCUGAUUCCUAAACCAAUGAUGCUGCACUACAUCAGCUUGCUGCUGAAACACAGGCGUCUGGUUCUGUCUGGGCCCAGCGGGACAGGAAAGACUUACCUGGCUCAGCGUCUAGCCCACUACCUCCUGCAGCGCAGCCGGUCUGACUUGUCCGAGGCCGACCAUGAGACCUGUGUCCUCGGCCGCAGCGCCGCCGUAACCUUCAACAUGCAUCGUCAGUCACAGAAGGAGUUGCAGUUGUAUCUGUCCGAUCUAGCAAAUCAGAUCGACAGAGAGAGUGGAGGAGAACUGCCGCUGGUUGUUAUUAUAGACGACAUUAGUGACUCAGCAGCCAUCACUGAGCUUGUUAACGGAGCUCUCACCUGCAAGUAUCACAAAUGUCCUUACAUCAUCGGGACAACCAAUCAGCCUGUGAAGAUGACGUCUAACCACAGUCUGCACCUCAGCUUCAGGAUGGUAAUAUUCUCCAACAAUGUUGAACCUGCUAACGGGUUCCUGCUGAGGUACCUGCACCGUAAAGCUGUGGAGGCCUACCAGGAGAAGGAGCAGGACUCCGCACGCCACCAGGCUCUCCUCCGUGUACUGGACUGGAUCCCUCAGCUCUGGUACCACCUCCACACGUUCCUGGAGAAACACAGCACUUCAGACUUCCUCAUAGGUCCCUGCUUCUUCCUGUCAUGCCCAGUAUCAGUGGCAGAGUUCAGGCAGUGGUUCAUUGAUCUGUGGAACCACUCUAUCAUACCGUACCUGCAGGAGGGAGCCAAAGACGGCAUCAAGGUGCACGGACAGAAGGCAGUAUGGGAGGAUCCUGUGGAGUGGGUGAGAGGGACUCUCCCCUGGCCCAACGCACAGCAGGACCAGUCCAGGCUCUUUCACCUACCUCCCCCCAGCAUAGGUCCACCCAGUGAGGAGAAGAAGCCCCCCAAAGAUACACCUCCACCCAGCACACUGGAGUCAGACCCACUGAUGGCCAUGCUGCUGAAGCUCCAGGAGUCGGCCAACUACAUAGAGUCUCCAGAGCGGGAAGGCUGUCUGGAUCCCUCUCUGCAGGCGACACUCUGAGAACAACAUGUGACUGUCAGUCAAGCUAUGGAACUAAAGACUCUUCAUCACGGCUGACACAGCGGGUGCAGUCCCAGUGAGACUUUAAAGACUCAAUAAAUAACUUAACUGUGUGCUCAGUGAGCAGCUACGAAGCUAAAUGUAAAGGAUCUAUAGAGAGAGUGAUUAUGGACGAAGGGUUUGCUCUGCCCUGCUAUCAGAAAGAAACUGCUCUCAGUCAGGGAAAGACAUCGACUUGUCUCUUCUCUGCCCUCAAUGAGUUCCAGAUUGGUUGUUGUUGAAUCUGCAAGUGCAUGGUAACCGGAAUAGUAUGAUGCAAAAUAUUACCUAUAAUCCUACUGAUCAAGACCCAUGUUUUUCUUUUUAACUGCCACAACUCUCACCUUCGAACUAUUGGUGCUUAUUGUUCCUGGUUUUCUUUGAAGGCUUCAUUUUACAAAGAAAUUCACUCUGAUUUCCUAAAAGUAGGAUCAUCACUCGACAACAGCCAAAAAAUGCACUUUAUUUUCUACUUGUGGUAAUUGGGUUUUAGCAGGCUGUGUCGGUGACUGUGUAUCAAACAGGAAUCAUGCAGUGCAUUAGCAAUUCCUCUAGAUGGCAGCAUCUACUCCUGCCUCAGUGCUCUCCUGGUGUGCUUUCUGACUUGGUGCUCAGUAGAAUAUAUAACACAUACUCUAUAACACAACUAUAAAAAUGGCCUUGAAUGUUUUUUGUUUCUUUUCAGUUCAGCCAUUGUGUCAUUCACGGAUCGAAUAUCAGAACCCCGAAGCUGCAAGAGUAACAUGCAUGGGUGAAUAAUGAAUGAAAAUCAGUUUUAGGGUCAGCCUGUAAAGAAAACGUCAUCAUUAGUAUGUCUCCAGUAAUAUACUGACAUCAUAACCACAGAAACUGACCCUACUCAACCAACAUACUGUAUUGUAAACACACACAGGACAAAAAAAAUGCUCGUUUAUCUAGUCUGCCCAAACGGCCUACCAUUUCUGGCUAUGCUUGCGUAUGUUCUGUAUUUAGAUAUGGGUUUUAAAACACGAAAUUCUCUUGUGAUAGAUGAGGAUACAGCUUUGAAAAAUCUUGAUUUUGUAGGAUUUUAUACUGAGUCAUCUUCAACAGUCAUCUGUAUACAGCAGCAAUCACCUACGUAUACCUAACACGCCAUCAUGGACUGCGGUGUUACACUUCUGUCGUCACUGUUCGCUCGAUCAUUUCUCAUUCAGCAUCCCUCAAGGGGAAGUGGACAGCAUCGUUUAAAAAGAAAGAAGUGAUAAGAAUCUGUACAAACUAAAUCAUUUCAUUUCUCAUUGCAUUUGCUCUUUAUAUCUUUGAUAACACCUUUUUUUUUUCAAACGGUUUCCUUCUCACACUUUGUGUUAAGAGUUACUGAAAGAGUAAGGGCUGCGGGUAAGAAAGGUUGAAACUCAUUUUGAGUGGCUUCCUCCUAUUCCUUUCCUUCGUUCGUUUGCACAUAAUAUAUGUCGGAGUACUAGAGUACAGAGAGUAUUUAUUGCUCACACCUUGACUGUUCUUGUCAUGAAGGAAGAAGGUAUAUAAAGACGUGUUUAGAGGAGGAAACUGUAGGUAGUGGAGAUAUUCUUAAACCUCUCAGCCCUGUGCCCCCAUUUGACCCUGAAGUACCUCAGACUGCCAUACUCUGUCCAGACGUUCCUCUACUUUCCAAACAGGGUGCUGGUGUAAAGUAGAGACAUGAUGCCUAAGUCUAUCUGUGCCUGAAACACGAUUUGGCCUAAAGCUGCUUUCGAGGUGCUUGAAUCUACCAUGCGGAGGCCUCGAUUCAGAGGAAACAUCAUCACUUCCUCUCACCUACUCUGAUGUCACUUUAAUGUCGUCACCUCGAUGGGUUAUCGGUUUUGAUCUUUCGCUUGUUGUCAUGGUGAUAAGCUGUUAAGAUGAUGUGUGUGUGUCAGUUAAUUCUGCAGUAGAUGAGAAUGCGAAUCACGACCGGGCUGCCUGCGUGUGCUUUGACACCAUUUUAAACUUAAAGACUUGACAUCUUUGUGGAGUUGCCUGAGAGUCGGAAGCAGUGUGAGAACAGAUUUUAGCCUGGAGAUGUAGUGUCGAUGCAUGUAUCCUUGGUGUGUUCCCAAAGUUUCGUUUCAUUGGACCUACCACACUUAACCUCGUCACAGGAGGGAUUUUUAUUAACUGGAUAUCUUCCUCUUUUCACGUUGCUUUUAAGAGCAGACAUUUGUUUUUUCUUAUGCAAAUAUUUGUAAAGGUUUCUUUCUCUUUUGUACAUGACAUCACUAUUGUAAACACUGUAAAUAGUCAGUGCAUCUGCGACAACAAUCACUAAAAAAGAACCUGUAGAGAUCUAAGAGAAGGCAUGGCCCCUGUAUGCAGAAAACGGGCGUCCUCGAUGGGUUUAUUGUCCUCCUCCAGUGGGGAGGAGCACUUGGCUUAAAAGGGGGCCUAAUAAUGGUUGUAUGGCAUGUCUCUAUAACCACAUCAAAUCCCAUAUGUCUAACAUUGAGCAAUGAACACAAUAAAGUCAUGCCAUUCUUCACAUCA